AUGGCAAACAGAGAUGAUCCGGUUGAUGGUACAGGUUCACAGCUUUCGCUUUCGAAAGAUGGCAAGCUUCGCCUAACAAACUCUGCCGGUAUAACCAGCUUUGAUUCACCAACAGAUACUCUUCUUCCACAACGAACGCUAACCAGGAUUUCAACCCAUGUAUCAAUAUCAAGCAAAGUAGACUACUCUUCUGGCUACUAUAAGCUAUUUUUUGACAACGAUAAUGUCCUUCGUCUGUUAUACCAAGGUCCUGUUGUAUCCAGUCUCUACUGGCCUGAUCCAGAGCUUAGUGAUCCUGGACAUGCCGGCAGGUCUAUGUACAACUCUAGUAGAGCUGCAGUACUGAACGAGUCGGGCUAUUUCUGGACAUCUGAUCAUUUGGAGAUCCUAGCUACAGAUUUUGGUGUGAAAACUCAGAGAAGAUUAACUCUUGAUCGUGAUGGUAACCUUCGAUUAUACAGCCUGGAAGCAAUGAAUGAGGGGUGGGAUUGGGUUGUCACAUGGCAAGCGGUGUCGGAUCCAUGCACGAUUCAUGGCAUAUGUGGGCCCAAUAGUGUUUGUAGUUAUGAUCAUGCUUUCGGCAGGAGAUGCUCUUGCUUGCAGGGAUUCAAGAUCAAAGAUCUAACUGAUUGGUCUUUUGGGUGUGAAGCAGAAUUCAAUCUCGCUUGCAAUCAGAGUCAUGAAAGCUGUCUAGUUUUGUCCAACUUUCUCAUUUUCAUUUCUUUGGCUUUGAUUUAG
Molecule: messenger RNA, 738 nt
Organism: Carya illinoinensis
Lineage: Eukaryota; Viridiplantae; Streptophyta; Magnoliopsida; Fagales; Juglandaceae
Product: putative receptor protein kinase ZmPK1
Exons: 2
Coding region: 1-738 (245 amino acids)
Biological process (GO): recognition of pollen
Source: RefSeq, a predicted model, not a curated record